This is a messenger RNA of Acanthamoeba castellanii str. Neff, 1278 nucleotides long. RefSeq names its product RhoGAP domain containing protein. Gene Ontology annotation, cellular component: cytoplasm. The transcript has 17 exons. NCBI's taxonomy places the organism in Eukaryota, Discosea, Longamoebia, Acanthamoebidae. Gene Ontology annotation, biological process: regulation of GTPase activity; signal transduction. The record is from RefSeq and is a predicted model, not a curated record. Bases 1 to 1278 code for a protein of 425 amino acids.
AUGGUACAGCGUGGUGCCCAACUCUUCUACUUCACCCAGCCCCACCUUAAAGACAGCGCGGCCAAGGGGAUCAUCAACCUGGAAGGCGCAGAGGUCUCUCGACCUGACGACGCUAGCGCGCCAGAGCUGAGCCUACCAAACGCCGGCAACGUCCUCUUUCUCGUCAAAACAGCCAAGGGACGCAUCUACAUGCUCAAGGGCGAGCAGGACAAGGAUGUGGAAGGGUGGAUCCAGCGGCUACAGAAAGCCACGCAAGCGAAAGCGCCCGUCGGUGCCGGAGCUGGAGCCGGGAAAGAGGAGGGAAAGGACCACACCGCAAACAACGCGGACGGGUAUUCGGCAUUCUAUUGGAAGAGAGAGGAAACGAAUCUCGGGAUCCCAAUCGUUGUUCAUCGAAUCCUUACGUAUCUGGACAGCGUCCUGGAGGUGCAGGGCAUCUUCCGUCUCUCCGGCGGCGCUGAAUCCGUGCGCAACCUCAAGAAGGCGUUCGACACAAGCAAGGACCUGUGGAACGUUGCCUUGCCCGACUUCACCUCGUCCGGCCCUCAUGCAGUCGCGUCCCUCCUCAAAUUGUUCAUGAAAGAGCUGCCGGAGCCAUUGGUGCCGAACGACUUCUACAAGCUCUUCCUCGACCUACAGAAAGAACGAUGCCACGAUGCCACGGCACGCCUGCGGGAUCUGCGCGAGCUCAUCUUCAAAAUGCCGCCAGCGCACCGAGCAAUGCUGGCAGAGCUCGCGGGGCUCCUCCGACGAAUCGCCAACAUGAGCAAAGUGAACCAGAUGACGCCCAAGAACUUGGCGAUUUGCCUGGCGCCGAAUAUCUUCCGAUCCAACGACCUCAACCUGCUCGAAAGCAUGACCGACGCUCCGUACCUGCUGUCGAUGAUGAAGACCUUCAUCACGCAGCAUCCCUAUCUCUUUGCAGAGGUGGAAGAUCUGGACGCGAUCAAGCCCGAGCGCAAGAGCGGCGCAAUCGUCAUGAUCCCAAUCGCGCAGCUCGCGGCUCUCAACAACGAAUCCGGGUCACCCGUCCCACACGUGGCCUGCCAGCCUACGUUGCCGCCCGCGAAGACCAACGUUCCACUCACGCACUCUGGCGACGCGCUCAAGCUCAGCGGCGGGAGGUCGGAGAGCGGCAACUCGCUGGUGCUGGAUGUCGAGGGGUUCAUGUACGAUGAAGAGAUGAUGGAGGACUCAUCCGCAGAGCAGUUGACCGAAGAGGAACUGCUGGAAGCGGUGCAAGUCUUCAUCAACGACUGCCAGGUCAUUCUCGAGUAA